Molecule: messenger RNA, 2135 nt
Organism: Pelecanus crispus (Dalmatian pelican)
Lineage: Eukaryota; Metazoa; Chordata; Aves; Pelecaniformes; Pelecanidae
Source: RefSeq, a predicted model, not a curated record
CAGACAGGUUCAAUAAAACUACAAACAAGAAGUCAGCUCAAACUCCAAAAACGGAGUCUCUUCCUGUACCUGCAUUUGAAGCUACCGUUCUGGAUUUCCACAAGUCACAGAGUUUGGGAAGCAGUGAGAUAUUGAAUGUACAGCAUAAAAGUGGACCAGUAUGUUCAGUGGAAAGUAACAUUAUGUGCCUUAGUCAACCACAGAUGUCUCUCUUGUUGAACACCGAGCUCUGUUUAGGUCAGUGAUUUUAUUCCUACUUUUAUGAUACCUGAUUGUCUGUCUUACAGGAAGGCAAUUCUGUGGAAAGCAGAGCUUCAUCAAAAACUUUAGAUGAAACAGUAGCAAGCUUAAUUCCCUCUUCAUUUGAUGGUAGAGAUGGCUCUGCUCAGCCACAUGUGUCUUGGGCCAUGAUACUUUCACAGCCCCCAAAGAAAAUUUUGUCAUCACCAGCAUCUGAAGAUCUUUCCAGAAGCAAAGGGAAGCAGGAUGGUGAAGCAAAGUCAGAAACAAAAAAUGAUGCUAGUGAAACUGAGCCUGAGGAAGGGUCAGAAAAGAAGAAAAAAAAGAAGAAGAAGAAGAAAAAACUAAAAUCACCCAGUGACACAGAGAAACCUCAAAAUGAACCUACAAUACAGGAACCACCAAGGAUUGAGGAUGCUGAGGAGUUCCCUGAUCUGGCAGCUGCUUCUGAUAGGAGAAACAGACUAGGAUCUCAGAAGUCAUCAUUUACUCCUGCUGUCAGAAAGCAGCCUGAAAUCCAUCUCCCUGAAGAGCCUUGGGAUAAUCGGUCUCCCACACUGGAUGGAACUUCCAAGGUGGAUGGACUGUCAGGGAAGCAAGCUUCAUCUUCUAUAUUAGAAAGAAAGAAAAUGCAGGAAUCAUCCAGGAGCAGUGGUAAGAAGAGUCAGAUUCCUGUGCAGUUGGAUUUAGGUGGCAUGCUGGCAGUCUUGGAGCAGAAGCAGCAAACAGAGAAGUCAAAACAAUCUUCUAAACCUGUGGUGUUUUCAGUUGGUGGUGCCAUACCAUUGCUUUCUAAAGAACCUGCUACAGCCACAAAAAGUCACCGGUUAAACCAAGGAAAGAUGCCUCAUAACCCUUUGGAUUCCAGCGCUCCUUUGGUAAAGAAAGGGAAACAGAGAGAAGUCCCUAAAGCAAAGAGACCAACACCUCUUAAAAAGAUUAUUCUGAAAGAAAGAGAACAACGAAAACAGCAACACCUGUUAGAACAGAGAGCAGUGCCAAAAGAUGAAGAUAAUACUUGUCAGUCUGCAGAAAAUAUUACUGAAGAUGGAACACUUGUACAGGAUAGUCAAGCAGCUGUUCCUGUAAUGCAAGUUGCUGAAGGGUUUACAGAGAACACAGGGAUGCAGGUGUCUACAGAAGGUUCUAUGACUUCAAAGCAGUUAACCUCCAGUCUUCCAAAAAUCCAUAGUAGGAAUUUUAGAGAUUAUUGCAGCCAGGUACUUAGCAAAGAAGUUGACAGUUGUGUGACAGAUCUCUUAAAAGAACUGGUUCGUUUCCAAGAUCGCUUGUAUCAGAAAGACCCAGUAAAGGCCAAGAUAAAACGCAGGCUUGUUAUGGGUCUUAGAGAAGUUUUGAAACAUCUGAAGCUGAAAAAACUGAAGUGUGUCAUCAUCUCUCCUAACUGUGAAAAGAUUCAGUCAAAGGGUGGGUUGGAUGAGACUCUACAUAACAUUAUCGACUGUGCCUGUGAACAGAAUAUCCCAUUUGUUUUUGCCCUUAAUCGCAAGGCCCUAGGCCGCUGUGUGAACAAAGCAGUGCCUGUGAGUGUGGUGGGAAUUUUUAGCUAUGAUGGGGCUCAGGACUAUUUUCAUAGAAUGGUACAACUGACAACAGAGGCCAGGAAGGCCUACAAAGACAUGAUAGCAGCUUUAGAGGAACAAGCUGAAGGAGGACUAAGAGAAACCCAACCCCGCAUCUUAACCACUGAAUAUGAAAAAAAUGGCUUAUCAGAAACUGGUAAAACAUCUUCCAAGGACUCUGAUGAGGAUGUACCAAAUUAUAUUAAAAUCUGGAAGAAAAAACUUGAAGAAGAGUAUAACCCAUAUGCACUGGAACUGGACAAGAGUGCAACUGCUGACAUGGUGAUAGUGAAUUCAGAAGAGCAUCAGUAA